GUCGUCCGUGCUUUAUACAAGCUCUUUCGUAAAACUUAAAAGGAGAGGUUGUGUAAGGUGGUUUUUUUGCCAAGUAGUUAGGUAAAAGGACGCUGUGUGCAUCUACAUCGUUCAUCCAAAAACCAAAUCCUCCCCACCUCUUUACUCAGACACAGCUGUUAGGUAAGUCCUAAUGAAAUUAAUGAAAUUACUGCAUGACAUAAAAGAUGAGUUUUUGCAUGCAAUAGAAGAUUUUAUGUUUUUACUUAAAAACAGCCAUAUAGCAAACCAUUUGUGCUGAAAAAGGGUUAUUGAAAAUACAAUCUUUAUAACAAAUGGGACCUAUGUCUGUGUCAAAACCAUAGGUGCAUAGGUGUCACAUUUGUUCAUGAAAUGCUUUCUCUUAAAGGGUAAUAUAUGCUUGUGUGCUCUGCAUGACUUAAAAAGACGUGUUUCAAUAAUUCUCUACAAUGUUUUUAAGUAAUAUUUGUCCCCAAAAGUUCUGCAAUCGGUGAAAGCAUGUCUUAGAUUUUUGUGUGGCUUGAUUUCUCCAGUUUCUUUUGAAAAGAAUAAAGAAAUGUCACUGAUUCAUUGUUGGGGUUUCAAAACAAGUAGUAUUGAAAGAGAAAAAGUAGUUCACAUAACACAUAAAAUGUGUCAAAUGUGUAGAUCUCCUAUAGAAACAUAAAAUCCGGUAAUGCAAUAAUCUUUUUCUACUCAAAGACUUUAACAUGUGGUCUGUCAUAAUAACAUACCGACUCACUACACUCAAGAUUGUCAUGCUAUAUUGUAAGACUUGUCUCACACACAUAUAACUGCAUCAUCAGCAUAUUGGGUUGAGAUUUUAGACCCUGUCCUUCUUUGUGCUCCACCAGGUUGCUGUCAUGCAGGUUGCAGGUCUGUUCCUCCUCAUGGUUGGACUCUGGCAACAGUCCAACGCCCAGAACUCUGCUCCCUUGUUUCAGGAUGUAACGCAGACAGUGCUUGCUCCUGACAAUCUGAACAACCCAACACAGCUAAACUAUGGGAUGGCUGUCACAGAUGUGGAUGGUGACGGUGACCUGGAGGUGGUGGUGGCAGGGUGAGUCAAAAAGUACCCCACCCAGAGAGUGAAUAGCAUUUGAUACACUGAGUUGGAGGUCUGUAAUGAGCAGAACUAAUGUAUUUGAUACCCUUCCUCAGGUACAACGGGCCAAACCUUGUGCUCAAGUAUGACCGCACUCAAAACAGACUGGUAAACAUUGCCAUCAAUGACGUCAGUUCUCCCUACUACGCUCUGAGGGACUCAGGAGGAAAGGCUAUUGGAGUUACAGCCUGUGAUGUAGAUGGUGAUGGACGUGAGGAGAUCUACUUCCUCAACACAAAUGGCGCCUUCUCAGGUAAAGGUGGAUUCUUGUGAAGUAUCAUCUUACUUAUGAUAUGAUAUCAGCCCACUAAAUGACUCCAUACUUGAAUUAUGCAGGACAGGCCACUUAUUAUGACAAGCUUUUCAAGUUCCGUAACGGCCGCUUUGAAGAUCUCGUGAGUGACGAACUCAACGUGCGCAGGGGUGUUGCUAAACCCAUGGCAGGACGUUCAGUGGCAUGUGUGGACAGAAAGGUACAUAAAACCACUUAAAAAAAAACAUUUGUCAUUGCUCGACAAUUUCUAACUUUCACAACCUUUACUCCCCAGGGAACAGGCCGUUACUCCAUCUAUGUUGCCAACUACGCCUAUGGCAGUACCGGUGCCCAUGUUCUCUUGGAAAUGGAUGAAUCAGCCAGUGAUGUGACCAGUGGGGUCAUUGCUCUGUCAGAUGUUGCUGCUGAGGCCAGGGUCAACAAAUUGACAGGUCAGGUUAGAAAAAUAAAAUAUGUUAUGUUUUAAAGUUGACCGUCACUCACUGUUUUCCUGUUGUGCAGGUGGGCGUGGUGUGGCAGUCGGACCAAUCCUGAGUGAGUUCAGGUCUGAUGUGUUUUGUGACAAUGAGAACGGACCCAACUUCUUGUUCAAGAAUAAAGGAGAUGGGACCUUUGAGGAUGUGGCUAGACAGUCGGGUGAGUAUGAAAACUGGAGUGUAAGGUGAUGUUUUGGGGAUUUUUUUGCCUGGAUGUUCCUGGAUGAAUCACUUAUAUCCUAACUGUAAGGUUUGCCAUGAAAACUACACUGUGUAAAUGACAAAUUUGGCAAAAACAAUGAAUACUUUACGUGUUCCUUUGUGUUACUGAACCAGUGAUAGGAUACUUACUGUGGUUAUUAUUGCACCUGAUAAACAUCAAUAUACUCGUAUUCCAGCUUUUAACUAAAAUGAUUAAAUCCUGAAAGCACUGCUAUGUACUGACUCAGCCUCGUGUUGCCCCUGUCAUGGUGGGGAAGCUUCCCACCAGGAUACCAGUGUUAGAUAUUUAAUGGAAAAUAGGUGAAAACAUCCAAGACCUAAUUUCAACCAGUUUCCAUCUAACUUACAGAUGGUAAUGACAGAUUAUCAAUUACAUCUUCAGCAUAGUUUUCCAGCUGUAAAGGUAAUUUUGACUGUUUAAAGACAUAAUGUUAUUGGGUUCUACCUUUCUAAUAAAAACAAACCUAUUACACUGUAUGGGCCAUGUAAAGUUGCCAAGAAAAUUCAAACUGAAAGAAAUCAAACAGUAUAGUAUAGUUUAUUUGUAAAUACAUAAAAUAGCGCUUCCCCAAGCCAGAACUGUAUGAAUUGUUCACUGAAAUACCUGUUAGGACUUUACUCUUAUUCUUUCAAUUUUCAUUUCAGGCAUCCACAGAGGACGUCACGUUUAACUUUUAUGUGUAUUGGCUUUUAAUUAUUGCAAUCCACAUUAUUUCCUUUUGGGAUCAAUUAAGUUCUUGUAUCAGUCUUCCUAUCCAGAUUGAACCUGCAACUGAAAUUUAUAAGAAAAAAAAAAACAAUAUCAGUAACCUAUCUUUUUUUUAGUAGUCAAAUGCAUUUUGGAUACUUAGAUUUACAUGAUUGAUUUCUAGAACUUUUUUUUAUUUUGGAUAUCUAUGACCAAAAUAAUGGAAAUUAACACCAUAAAGGUUAAAUCAACUUCACUAAAUAGUCAGUUUUUUGAGACACAUUUUCGAUAGCAAAAUAGUCACUGGGCAUGUCAAGGGUACUGGGAAAUAAGAUGAGUGAUUUGACUGAAAAUUUUCAUUGAUUCCAUUGAGAUUCCACUGCUGUCCACCAGGGUGCUUUUUCAUACUAGGACCUUACAGUGGUUAUGAGUCUUGUUCAGUGCAUCUCUUUGGGCCUUUCUGUAUUAUGAAUGCGUAUUGAUUUUCCUGCUCACAAUUUUUUUUCCCUACAGGGGUGGAUGACCGCGAUCAGCAUGGUAGAGGUUUGGCCCUCACAGACUUUGAUGGUGAUGGAAAGACAGAUAUAGUCUAUGGCAACUGGAAUGGCCCACACAGACUCUACCUGCAGAAGAGUGACUUUAAAUUCAAGGUGAAGAAAGAGUGAUAAAGAAUUUACAGAAAGACGAUGUCAGAAAUCUAUGCGAUUGAAAGAACUGAUAAAGCAACACUUGACUGUCUCUUUUAAUGUGCAGAACAUAGCAGAUAAAGCGUUUGCUGAUCCCUCACCCAUACGUACCGUCAUUGCUGCUGACUUUGACAACGACAAGGAGCUGGAGGUGUUUUUCAACAAUAUUGCUUACAGAAGGGAAUCCCCCAACAGAGUGUUCAGGUUAAUAUUGCAGUUAUUGUGUGAAUCUGAAUCCAAGCAGAAGCAUCAAACCAUGAAAGAAACAAAUGGCUGACACGUGCUGUAAUGCUGUAUACAAAAGUAGCUGUUUUAAGUAACUCUUGUGUUUGUUUUCAGGGUGUCAAGGAGAGCAGGUGCAGACCCUGUGAUCCAGGCGCUCAACGUGGGAGAUGCUGCAGAGCCGCUUGGGCGGGGAACAGGUCAGUUGGGUUUCAACCCAGAAAAGACAACUUAUCAAAAAAAAAACUUAAAUAACUUUCGUUGCCAACCUUCCCACCUCUGUUUGGUUAAGAUUAAAACUGAUGACACUCUCAUUAAGCUCAUUUGGUAGAGCAGGCACCCCAUGCACAGCAGCUACAGCCCUAGUUGUCACACAGACUGAGGAUUAGUUCCAAGUCUUGACAGGAUUUGGUGCCUUUUCCUUUUCUCCUCUCUCUCAACACAUUUCCUGUCUCUCUCAAGUUUUCCUAUCUAAAGCCCCCAAAAAAGUGUUCAAAGCACAGUCCUACAGAACAGUGAAAGCAGUUUUCUCUGCUCUGGAUAGGUGGGACUGCAACAGACUUAGACGGGGACGGACAGCUGGACCUGCUGCUGGCACAUGGGGAGAGUGCAGAGCAGCCAAUCUCUGUCUUUAAGGUCACACAGGUGUGUUUGUGCAGAUGUGCAUGUGUUUUUCAGGGCUGGAAGUCACAUGUUGAUCCUUUACUCGUAACAAAAGAUAAAUACUGUAAUUUACAAACACCUUGUGUGUUUACUAGACCCCAUAUCAAAAUCCUACUAAAGCUUAUUAUAAGUCAAGGAGUAUAAUGGUCCUAAUACAGCAUCAAAGUGCAAGUACUCUGUUAACAUUCAGAUGGUACCUCUUACUCAUACAAAGGAAAGUAUAAAUCUUAAAAUAAGUUAGUGCUUGUAUCAACUACCAUGCAUUUAUGUUUGCACCUCAACCUUAUGUGAACACGAGCAGCGCUGUCCAAGUAAGUUCCCCUCCUGUGAGUGGAGAGCCCUUUAAGAGUCACAAAUUAGUUCAAUGAGCCUGUCAAUGAAAACAAAAGGGGUAAAACUAAAAAUAAACCAUGAUAGUGAGCUAUAGUUUAAAUUUUUGGACCUCUGUCCAGACUUUCUUGAAGCUCAUGUGAGGAAAGUUCAGUUUGUGUGUAUUUGGUGGCCCCUAGAGACGAAGUGAACUUUGCUCAUCAUGUCCUCUACAAACUUAAUUGUUUGUUUUUUUUUAAAGAAAAAAUCUCAUCCUGCUGACUUUUUAUAGCGAAAUGUAUCAUUAAUUGUGACUUUUAAAUGUAGAAAAUAUAUUUUUUAAAAAGCUGGUUACUCAGCCAACUGACUAAAAAAAAAAAAAAAAAAAAAAACCCUCACAGGAGACAAUGAGCCCCAACCAAAAAUCCCAUCAGUGGCUGUAACAAUUAAACUACUGGAUUUAUAUAUAAAAAAUUAUGGUAAUUUAAUUCAAUCUUAUGCAUAUGAUUUACACUUGGCAGUAUCACUUCUUGGACAGUACUAAUCUAAGCUCCAGUAAAAAGUCAAGUAUUUUGUCAAAACUUAAAUUUAAAAAGGAAUGAAAAAUGUCUUACUUUCCUGCACGGUGUUUUUUGUUUGUUUGUUUGUUUUUUAAGAUCUACAACUUAAACUGUUUUAACUCCACCAGGGCUCGACCAACAAAUGGCUACGGGUCAUCCCUCGCACCCAGUUUGGUGCUUUUGCCCGAGGGGCCAAGGUGACAGCCUUCACUAGUCAAAGUGGGGCUCACACACGCAUCAUUGACGGAGGAUCGGGAUACCUGUGUGAGAUGGAGCCUGUUGCCCACUUUGGCUUAGGUAACUUUCUCUUACAUUACAAAGUGAACUGACAUUUACAGAAAAUGGGACACUUUAUCUCAUAUUCCCUCCAAAAAGCUGUUUACAUUUACACCUUUGUAAAACCAGUGAAAAAAAAAACUGAAGUAGAGACAGUUUUAAAGGAGGAAGAAUUGUUAUGGAAGCUGAGUAGUUUUAAUUUAUUAGUUUUAAUUGAUUUGUCCAUAGUCAAAACUGCACUUACCUGAUCCGUGCUCCAGUUCUUAGCAAAGCAAUCAGAUAGCUCCUUCAAAAUAUAAAGUCACGGGUUAUCCUUGUAAAUACUGAAAAUAAUGGAACUUUUUAGGUUUUAUUUUCUGAUUUAUGAGGGUCUUCUGAUAACUUGCAGGAAAUGAUGAGGCAACAGUACUUGAAGUCACCUGGCCUGAUGGCACUGUCUUCACUCGAACCUUGCAGCCUACUGAAAUGAACACAGUGGUGGAAGUGACCUAUCCUAGAGAGGGGGGGACAGUUGUGCUUGCCAAUGACACACAGGUAUGCAACUGGAUAACAUAACCUUUAAACCUUUGUCUUUACUAACACCAAACUCAAUCACUCUACUGUAUCUGUAUAUUUACACAUUUCUUCUUAUUGUUCAGUGUGGCCAAGGUUUUGCUGUCAGGGAUGGCCGCUGUGCAGGUAAGCAAACUCCUUUUAAAUUAAGUUAAUUCUGUUCCUUUGGAUAAGAACUUAAAAAUUCAUACAGAAAAUUUUAAUUUCCCUUUUAAUUUUCAUUAUUGUUCAUUUUUCUACAGGUCUGUGAGGAUUAUCACACAGAAGUAAAAAAAAAAAUUGGCCAGCAAAAUUAUGACAUGGUUUUAAAAUGCUUGUUUUGUCUGUGCUUCAAGCAAAAGCCUUAUUUCUUCUUUACUCUAUGAGUAGUUUUUAAACUUGAGCAUUUUUUAACAUUAUUCUUUGUUAACUUUUACCAUUAAAUCUUUGCUACACUGGGUUAUGGUAAUCUGUUUUCUUUUAUUCCUGCACUACUGCGAACUCCUCAAAUAAACUGCUCUGAAUCAGCAUGGUCGGGCAAACAUUUCUUGGAAACAGGAUAAGAAUGAUAAGUCAUCAGUGCUUUGAGACAUUUCAUUUUCACAGUGUUUUGAAUAUUUCCACUUAAUCUGACAACAGCAGAAAAAAAUGUUCGAGCUGUAUGAAUACCUAAGGUGUAUUGAGCUUUCGCUAAAAACAUGCAUCCAGCUGAAGAUGAAAAUAGUGAGAACAAGGCGUGAAUGCUGCAGCAUGACUAACAAGAGGAUAUUAUGUCCAAGUGUCUUCUGUCCUCAUGUCUCUCAUCUUGCUCCACCAUGCCUCCUGUAUUGUUUCCUCCUUUUGAACCAAGUUGUCUCAAUUUGAUUGUCUGUUUAUGUUUCCUUAAUUCCUCCUUGUUCUCUGUGUUUCUUUCCUUCAAUCGAUGCAGCACUGGCUCCGAUUUUUGAUGGUAUCCGCUCGGCCUCUGUAAGCACCUUUGAAGCCUCCUCAUUUAGAGCAGUUUUACUGCAGUGUGUCAUGGUGCUCUCUGCUCUGGCUGAUUUCAGAGGGCGGUUGUCUUGAGGUUAACAAAGAUGCAGUGAGACAGAUUCUCUUGAGCACUGCAUGCCUGAAUCAAGCUCAAAGACUCCCAGUGACAUGCAGUAACAGGAAGUCUAAUUAGUGGAUGUCCUCAGCUUGGACUUAAGCACUGGUGAGCUGGGUGCAUGCUUUUGUCCCCUGUUGUAUAAAACUGAAAAAACUGUGACCAGUGCCAUGGCUUUGACUGAACUGUAAAGUGCAGGAAUGAAUAUUCUGUCAAGCAUGCAAGCACACAUCAGGACAUUUCUCUGGGCAAUGUGUUUGAAAUCCACAUUUUUUCUAAAUUAUAACUAAUGCAUUUUGUGUUCAGCACAUAGACUGUAUAUACUAUGGACAACUUGGUUCUGCCUCCCGCCUGUAUACGGAUUUGAAGCCAAAAAGCUCUCGGUAUUUCCAGGAUUUUUCUUCAUUUCCUGAAACCAGCGCUGUGCAGUAGCGUUGUGCGCAUUCGGCCCGAGAGUCGCCGUGAUGACGCUCGGCUCAAACAGCAUAAACCCCCUGGGUGAGCUACGCAACACCCAUAGGCUGUAUCAGGUGUCAAUUAAAGAAAACAUAAACCCCUAAUAACUUUUAAAAGCGGCGCUUCAUAGAAAAAAAAAAGGUCUUGAGUACAAACCAGUCUUACUGUAACUACAUGUCAACAUCACGAGCAGGAGGAGAAAAAUGUAUGUUCUGUGUAAUAAAUUUCUAAAGUUGGUCCACAGCUCCAUAAGCUUUGUUGGCGGAGGCGGGAUUUAUGACCUAUACUGCAGCCCAUCAACAGAGGGUGCUGUUCUCGGAAUGGCUUCACCCAGCGAGGAGGCAGACUCUGUCCAUUCUAUAUACAGUCUAUGAUUCAGCAUGUUACAUGUUUGACUCUAUCAUUUUUCUCUACCAAAGCCUUAUUUCACCAAACAUUGACUUGUAGCAAAAGUUAAGCAGUUUACAAUAACACAGAGUGUAUCUUUGUGAAAUCCAUCUGUCAUUUCAUCGUGGGUGCUUGUACUUUUUCAGCGGUGGCUAGAAAAAAAUGUAUCCAUUGAGAAAGAUUCACUGCAAAGAAAAUAAAUCAACCUGUACCUACUUUCCAGUUUAAAUUUUACCAUGUGGUACAUAUGUGUCAUUUCUUCUAUUUUAUCAGCCAUGAUUUUUGUUUGUUUUUGGUUUUCUUUUUUUGUAUUAAGGCAGAUCCAGAUUUUUUGGAUUAGGGUGGCCCAACCAGAGCACUGACUUAUGCAGGGGUGACAUGGAUUCAAAUAAAAACCAUCAAUCUCCCAUUUCCAUUUCAUAUAUCAGCUUUUAUUACAAGCUAAAUGUCUUUUUCUAAUUUGAUUUUAAGCUGCUCAGAUAAUAAACAAAGCAAAUAUAGUCUUCAAUGGUUUCCCCUGAUGGAACAUCAUGCCCACAGUCAUGUUAAUCAAAUUCAACCAGAAAGAUAAAGCUGCAAGAUGACAAACGUGUACGCCAAAUUAAAGAGUCACUGCGAAAAACUUGACACACCAACAAGUAGGAAGCGAAUUGCAGCUGUGCGAAGACAGAAUAAGAGAGGGAAAAGAAUUUAAUAGGAUAGAUGUUUAAAUACCUCUGAAGAGUGAAAGUACAUGUUACCACUUUGAGUCCACCAAAAAUUCUACUUCAUGUUUAUAAAAUACAAAAUAUUUCCCCUUAAUUUCUGAAUACGUCUACUCACAUCACAACCACAUUGAGGAUCUUUGACAUGAGAAUAUGGGGAAGACAAGACCAAGGCCCCUAUCACCAAACUAAACUGUGUCAGCCAACCUUUGAGCGAGCAGCUGAAUGUGGUAAAAGGGCAACACGAUUUUCUGAAGUCAUAUUUCUGUCCAUUUUAGUCAAUAUUUACUCUCCAUUAGCUCUGCUCUUGCUCCCCCUCUCUUCCUGUGGGAUAUCUCUGCUCCUGUAGAUGCUAAAUGACUCAUUGUGCUCGCUAUAGACGAAAGUACAAAAGUAGUCUCACUGGCAUCACCCACUGAUUUCUAAAGAGGCAUUACAAAGCCCACAGAUAGCUGCUGUUUUGAGAGAAAACACUGACUCAGUUUCACUGUCAGCCUUGCUGGAAAGUUGAGGAAAGAAAGCAAUGAGGUACUGAAUCCCCAAUUGUUACAGGUUGUAAAACAUAAACAUGGACUUGAAUUAUGACUAUUGGCUGGUAGAGUCAGCUUCAGGUGAGACUGCAACUUUUUGUACUUCUGUAUUAGCUUCAGAACUUACCAAAAGUGUGUACUGUUCGUCUCUUAAAUGACCCCUCUCAGAGUGUCUGUGCUGCUCUAACAAUGGUGUGUUUCUAUUAAGAGGUUUUAGUGGUGGGUCCUUGCUAUUCGAAAUGUUACAGAUAUGUAGUUAGCUAGUACAUGUAAAUAAAGUGCGCCCAAUUUCUAUAACUAAACAUGCUAACUUCUAUGACAUGUCAAAAUCUUUGCUACGCUUAGAGUCAAAGAAGUCGAAUCAGUGUUUGUUUUGUAAAAAAUAAAAUUUGAUCAAUAAGACUUUGAUGAAACAGUUUUUAUUGAACUCCAGUCAUACACCUCAUGGCCACAUAUAUCAAACAAUAAGCAGUACGAAAGUUUAGUCCUGCGCAAAAUGUCACCAAAAGAAGAGACACAUUCACAUUUCUGAGCCAGUGUCUGGCAGUCAAUGUUCUUUGGAAGUUUGUUGGUAACACAAGGGAGGGUUGGUUCAUUCAAAAUCACUUAAGGUAUGAUUCAGGAAGACUUUUUUAACCCAUUAUUUGUCUACUGCUUUUAAUACACAGUAUACCUUUGCAUAAUCACAAUUUAGUGAAGAGUUGGUCUUGUUUAUUGAAACCAAGACACUUGGAUUUGUGCACGUGUUUGUGCUUGAAUGUCAAACAAAUUAAAUACAGGCUUCAUGUGUGAAAAUGGAGGAUCUGCUACAUUAUACACUGACAGGCUGGAUGACAUUCGUCUGCUACCAGACGGUAUGAUAAACAUCAGCAGGGAGGGAGGAGUGGGUUCUUUACACAGAUGGUGAAGGUCCAGGGAGGUGAGUUUUUCUGAUGCGCUACUUCAAUACUUAUUCAGUCUACUUAUAUUUGCGAAAAGCUAGAUACUUGGAAGAAGCUACAGAUAAAAAAUUAAAGCCAGUGCCUGGUGUGCUGAGCAAGUGGUGAUGAGUCCCGUCCAGUUUCCUGGUUGGUCCAGUUUUGUUGGGGCCAGGCUUGAGACCACAUGGUGCAACUGUGGCGGCUGAGGUAUGAGGUUUGGCAAGGUUUGUGGUCCAUUUUCCUGCCCCAACACUACCCUUCCUCUCUCAAAUCCUUCCAUCCUUUUCUCAUCCACCGGACGACACAAAGCUGUGGAAGCUUGGUAGAGGAGGUGAAGAUACGAUCACACAAAGUCUCACCAAUAAAAGAAAUCUGAACAAAACUGUUUCAGCGUAUUCACAUUGCUUUGCAAGAGACUUCCAAAGUGCUUUUUUUCAGGGGUCACUGUGGAAAAAGCGUGAACAUUUUUAGCGAAUGUUGGCAUCAUGCCUGGCAUUGUUGACAGUUGGUGAAUCCUUUGUGUGAGGGUAGCUUUGGGAUGUGUGAGCCAAGUGUUGAAACAGGAGUUGUAUUAUUGUCCUAAGUUCCUUCAGGGUUGGGAGUGAUCACACGGACAUGGUUGUGAGGAAGAACCCAGUCAUCGAGCAGUGCUGCCAGACACAGAACUGCUUCCUGAGCUGGAGCCACUAGAGCCCCGGUCUUCAUAGAUGGAAAUCUCUAUCUGGUGGAAGAGGAGUUACAGAAAAAGAAUCUGCUGCAGUGUGAUCAUUUCAACAGAAAAGACAGAUGCCAUUGCAUGAGCUUAAACAGCAAAGAAGGAUACAACACGCAUUCCCCUCUCUAUUGGAUCUGUGAUGAGCAACCCUCUGGGGGCGUAGAUCUUCUCAUUCUGUUCUUGGAUGUACUUUGCUAUCUUCUUCAACACCUAAAAUCCAAACAGCAGGAAAAGGACAGAUGAGAUGGAAAUCCAGGCGGGUUAAACACUAUCAAGAUGACCAGUCUCACCUUUUCAUAGCGUGUUUCCAUACAGAGGAAGAUGAGGUAUGCUGUGGCGCAGGCUAGGCAUCCCUCCAGGUAGGACUGGCCUCCUAUCUUCUCUGCCUCUGCGUAGUAGUUAUUUAGUGUCUUCACAGUGUCUUCAAACAGUGUACGCUCAAUCUGACAAAGAAAAGUCAGGAGAAGAAAAGUUAAGAGGGUUGUAAUUUUUUAUUCUGUAACUUUUUCAUAUUUACAGUAAGACUACAAGCCUGAUGUAAACAAGCAUAUAUGACAGCUGGCAUCUGGUACCAUCACCUUGUUUGGCAGUAUUUAGAUCUAGAAAAUGGAGAUAAAUGUUUAUGUUGGCAGUGGUUGGUUGAAGUGCUUGGUGUGUGAUGAGCUCAUAUAGAUGUUUACUUGCAAGGAAGGAAAAAAGAUGGUGGUGCUAGCUCUGCUUACAUGAAGAUGUGUGACCCUGUCUUUAGCCAUGCUAAAUACAUUUAACCUAAUUUUGUUUUGUUUUUUCUCAGCUUUAGAACAGUCAGCUGCACAGAAUUUGUAUUUCUAUGUGAACAACUAUCCUGACUUGUGUGUCCAUAACUUAUCUGUUUGACUCAUUGCUUUGGACUAUUUAUGGAGAGUUAGGGAGUUCAAGUGGGUUAUUUUUGAUCUGGAGGGCAAUGGAUGCUUAAGAAUAGAAUAAUAUGGUAACACUUCACAGUAACCAUAACUUAUAAAUGGUAAAUAGACCAUUUAUAAAUGGUAAGCAGAUAGUUUAUUAAUGUUUAAUCAUCUUUUAUAAAUAGCAUAUAGACCAAUAAUAAAUUGUAAAUUUUACAAUUUUAAAAACCUAAGCCUAACUUCACAAUUACCAUCUAAGUAAUGUUUAUGAUGGUUAAAAAACCAAACAUUAACCAUUUACAAAGUGCUACUGACACAAUUUUAUCUAGAUGUUUUACAACCAAUAUUUAAACCCUAUAUAAACCUUUAAUAAAUAGUCCAUUAAUAAUUAAGGAAAGUUAUUAAUCAUAAUUUCAUCACUUGCUAAUGGUAAAGUAACUGUUCACUUACAUUAAUAAACUAUCUAUUUGCCAUUUAUAAAUUAUGGUUAUUGAAAAGUGUUACCUAUAAUAUCUGUAAACAUUUGUUAAACUGCAGAUCAAUAAUAAAUCUGUUGCUAUAAAUGAAAAACAAACCUAUCUCUCACACACACACACAUCAUAAAGUAUUCUUUUAUAAGAAGUACUCAUGGCUACACAAACAAACGCACAUUUGCAUACACAUAGCACUACAAUACACAGUGGUCUUACCCUGCUCUCCAGCUCAGAGGGGAACUUGGUCUGAAACCUGCAGGUGGUCCCUUCACUGUAGUCUCUCUGGAUGAAGACUUUAUUUGCCAGAGAUGCACUGUGUCUCAACUCCUGCAGGUUGUGGAACUAAGAAGGAUGAAACACACACACACAAAUGUAAAUUUAAUAAAGUGUGUACUUAAUGAUCCCUCAGAGAGAGCUCCAGCUCUCGUUGCACCUGUUCACUCCUAAUGUGUACAAACAUCAGCUGAUUCUGAGUUAUUGGAUGAUGGAGGAGAAGCAAACGAGAUGUGAUCAAUCACUGUGUGGCCCUGUAUCUGCUGCUGCUGCUGUUGGAGCAUGGCCCGGUAUUGGACAUACUAUCUUUCAAACACACACACACACACACACACACACACACACACACACACACACACACACACACACACACACACACACACUUUCAUUCUCAGGUCCUGCUGGGAAGUAAAGCCUGCAGGAGACGGACAACAUUUCACUACAACAGAUCGAUCGGACUGAACAAGACGAACCUGGUGGAUAAAAGCCACACAAAGCUUUUGCGAUCCGGUACUUAGAACUGGACAUGCUGCUUUCAUCACAGAGCAUGUUGGAUAUUUACCAAUUUAGUGUUCUUUUUUUUACUUUUUUCCGCUUCAUUUUAAUGAGAGCGCAGAUGGAGGCGAGAGAAAAUGCAGGGAGGAAGGUCAGGGCUGCUGUCCGUGGUGCUGAUUCCUCUACGUGUGUGGUCGUGUGUGCGCAAGUGUGUGACUAUUUGUAUGUGUGUGUGUGUGGUCAGUGUCCAUACAGCCUGUCACCGGAUUAACAGGGCGUCUCAUCAGACACAGACAACAACAGAUAUGCUUCCACCAAAACAUCGAGCUUUAUUUCACUGAUUUUCCCCAUUUUAGUUUCUAUUAGACGAGGCGGACUUAGAGAUUUGCAAAUUUUUACCUUCAAAAUGUCAGAGCACUCCUACAGGGAGGGGAAACGACCAGCCUCGGACAGAACUGGCAUCUUAAUGUAGAACAGUGCCGUCCGUGGUGAUUUAGGUUUUGUUGAAACCGUGUACAGCCUCAUUGCACUCACUGACCGUGUCCACUGCCCCCGCGCCCGUUUUAUCACCGUGAGAAUGAGAUUAUAUCUCCUAAACUGACGCUUCAGCUGGAAAAUUAAACACAUAACAUGAGAGACUUACCUCUGUCGCCAUGUUGCCAUCCGUAGCCGCAGGGACGAGUCCCUGCAUGCGCUAAAAUCGCUUUAGUGGGACACAGGGACGGAUUGGAGGAGUGGAGGGGGGGAAGGGCGGGGAAGGAGAGGGAGGGGCGAAGAAGACAGAGGGGCGGGGCUUUAGGCGCACAGUGACCACUGCUUCACAUGAAUAUACAUGUAGAUGCUACUUUCUAUACUGACUUCGACUUGUGAGUCUCAGUAAGACACCACACCAAAGUUAGCCAGUAUAGAUUUCAGAGCCAAAACAAAUCAAAUGUGUUUUAGUGGUGUAAAUGUUGGGCAAUAUAUGAGAGGGCACAGACAAACCUUUAACUCUUUCACUAAGCUUUUCGUCAGGCUUAAUCUAAAUGGCCACAUAGGAACUGUAACUGUCAGAUAGCUUUGCUUUAACUCUAUUUAAGCCUGCAUCAACUCUUAAGGAAUGUAUAGUGGGGCAAAGAAGUAUUUGGCAGCCACCAAUUCCGCAAGUUAUCCCACUUAAAAAGAUGAGAGAGGCCUGUAAUGUUCAUCAUAGGCACACUUCAACU
This is a messenger RNA of Xyrichtys novacula (pearly razorfish), 14138 nucleotides long. Lineage: Eukaryota; Metazoa; Chordata; Actinopteri; Labriformes; Labridae. The record is from the annotation of a GenBank genome assembly.